AUGUAUACGCCCGAAUCACAAACAAUGGAAAACAUGGGCCAGGGAAAUUUCAACGACCUGGAUCCCAAACUGCUCGUGGAUUUACUGAGCGGAGGAAGCACGGGAAGGCCGCCCACAUUUACCACGGAACAGGUCUCUUCGAUACUACAAUCUAUUCUGGCCGGGUCGACUCCUUCACCACUGGCCACCCCGAACUCGAGCUCUGGAUCACCAGAGAAGAUCACGGACGAGGAUCGCAAGUUCCUCAAGUUGGCCGAGCAGGUGGCCCGGACCCAUAACGUUGAUCCCACAAUCAGGUCUGUUUUGGAGAGGCUACAGUACUUUGGAUCUCCGCAUGGAGGGGCCCCCAUAUCCCCCAGGGCUGCUAAUAAGAGCAGCAAUUUAAACUCCAAUUACCAGCUGGGCAGCGCGAAAGCAACGAAAGAGAGCGACAGGGUCAAUGGUUCUCGAUGGAACGUGCAAAAUGCUUUCACGCCCUCGUCGCAACUCCAGCAGCAACUUCAACCGCAACAGGACUGGAGCCCGCAUAGUUUCCCGGACCUGAUAUCGAACGUGUUCGAUCCAAACUUCCGCAAUUCUCAUUCAGCGCAGGAUGAUCAGUUCCAGCGACUAUUGAAGAAAGUGGCCGAAACUGCUCAGAAAUUGGACUAUGCCGAGCAACAGAAGCUGUACCGAAAGGUGGAGGAGAUUCUGGGCAGCUCGUUGCUCUCCUCAACCUCAGACCUCUUGAGUUCCAGAAACCAACAUGAUUUCUCCGAGCAACCUGGUCUUCUAGAAUACUCGCUGGCAACUUCGAAUUCCAGCCGAGUGUCGUCGUCGCCGCAACACGUUCAGGUCACCAAAGCCCAGCGAAGAAGUCUGGUGUCCACACCCAGUUCCUCUUCCUCGGUGGGAACGCCAUAUUUAUCUCCACGAAUGGUACACCGCCAAAGCUAUUCGGGAUCGACUGGACUACUCGGAGACAACACUGCGCCAACUUCUCCUGGGAUGUUCACUCCUCCGGCUGUUGCCCAAACACCCCAAGACCUGAAUCCGGUGGACCAUCCGACCACGGCUUCGACGUCUUCCACCACGUCGUCGGGAUCCAAUGAGAGGAGCUUUGUAUGCGAGACGUGCUCUAUUUCGUUCCGGAGAUCCUCCGACCUCAAGCGUCACGAAAAAACACAUCUGGAGGUGCUGCCCAACACAUGCCCACUGUGCCAAAAGGGCUUUGCCCGGAAGGAUGCUCUGAAGAGACACAUAGACACACUCACAUGCAAACGGAACCGGGAGAAACUUCUCAUUGGAAUGAACAAUCAUAAGACCCAGGAAGAAGACACCAACCGCAAUAGUGAUCAGGGAAGUAAAGUGUAUGGAGAUGUGGUUCAGAACAUCCUCUCGCAAUUUGGGUAUGGAAACGGCAAAACUUAG
Kuraishia capsulata CBS 1993 is the source of this 1410-nucleotide messenger RNA. RefSeq lists its product as uncharacterized. NCBI's taxonomy places the organism in Eukaryota, Fungi, Ascomycota, Pichiomycetes, Pichiales, Pichiaceae. The record is from RefSeq and is a predicted model, not a curated record. The transcript has a single exon. Bases 1 to 1410 code for a protein of 469 amino acids.